AUGGACCAGUCAAUAAUUCGCAUCACAAAGGAGUUGGCAGACCUCCAACGAUCUUCCGAUCUCGCCAUUGCCGUCGCCUGCCGAGAUGUCGACGUGCGGAACGUAAAGGCGCUCAUUGUGGGACCUCACGAGACCCCCUACGAAUUCGGAUUCUACGAAUUUGCCAUCAAGUUUCACAAGUCCUACCCCUCGACCGCACCAAACGUGCAAUGCGUCACCACCAAUGGAGGGCGCUGUCGGUUCAACCCAAAUAUCUAUGCAAACGGAAAAGUCUGCUUGUCUAUUCUAGGCACGUGGAGAGGUGAACGAAGCGAGCAAUGGUCAUCUGCCCAGGGCAUGGAAUCUAUACUUUUGUCAAUUCAGAGUCUGAUGUCGGCGAAUCCGUUCGAGAACGAGCCUGGGUUCGAAAAUAGCAACAGCCCAAAAGACAAGGAGUAUCAACAGGCUUACGUGCAAAAAAUACGUCAUGAAUCUUUGAGAAUAUCUGUUAUUCAACGCUUGGAGCGCUAUCUAGGUUUGCAAAUCGAUGGAACCAGGAUUCCACCACCCAAAGCAACAGAUAGCAACGGCACAGAAGCAGACGUUGAUGAAGCGACAAUACCAUUCGAGCCUUUCAAAGACCUUUGCAAGCGACGUUUUCUCUGGUAUUUUGAAUCCUACAUGGCAGCUAUUCGACUCGGUCAAUCAGAGACCAGGGACGGAGCAGGCUUUGUACAAAUGCCCUUUGAAAAACCUGGCAGCAACAGCAUGGAGGGGAAAUUCUGCUACCGAGAUCUUGAGCGCCGCCUUUUAAAUAUCAAAAAGGCCCUCAAAGAUGAGCUCACUACCUGGGCCGAAGAUGGCCUGAUGGCGCAGCGAAAUGACUCGACCGUGGCCGUCAAUUUGCGCCACCAAUUCGAGCAGAUGCUUGCCUAUUUUCGAGGUCUAGACGUGCCACAUAGCGUGUCUUUGGAAAAUGACAACGCUUUCGUUUGGAUUCUAACUUAUUUCGGGCGUCCUAUGACCAAUCUCGACGGCGGCAUGCUCCGUCUCAAACUGCAUUUCAGCCCUCACUUUCCCAACGAGCAGCCUCGCGCCAUUUUUCAAACCAAGAUCUUUCACCACCAGAUUGCGCCGGACGGUACAUACUGCUAUAAUCCACCGGCAAGUGCUUCAGGCGAUGUCCGCAGCCAUAUCGAGGCUAUCCUGGAGCUUCUCGAGGAGGAUCAGCCAGCGUAUGACCCGCGAAAGAUUGUCCAUCCCGAGGCAACCAAGCUAUAUUGGAGCCAUUCACCCGAUGAGAAAAAGCAGUACAACAGAAGACUGCGUCGAUCUGUACAGGAUAGCAUGGACGACCUCCCUGAAUGA
Molecule: messenger RNA, 1347 nt
Organism: Beauveria bassiana ARSEF 2860
Lineage: Eukaryota; Fungi; Ascomycota; Sordariomycetes; Hypocreales; Cordycipitaceae
Product: ubiquitin-conjugating enzyme
Exons: 9
Coding region: 1-1347 (448 amino acids)
Source: RefSeq, a predicted model, not a curated record